AGGAUAUUUCCGUAAUUUCUGAAGAAUUAUGCAGGUGUCUGUAUUGUAAGGUCGUAUUAUUGUAUUGUCGUUUAUUGUUUAUAGAAAAUGCAAUAUCAACAGUUAUAGAAAUUGUUAAAGGUACAUGAUUAUUCUCAAAAAACUCCUCAGUUAGAUAAGCAAUUUUUUUAGGUCUAGUGAUGAAUAUUUUCAGAAUUGAAUUAUUCUUACUAUUUUUUAUAAUAUACCAUGAACGUAAUAAUUGCAAUGCCCAAAUUCUUGAAGGCCUCAAAGAUGCUGUUCUUAACGCUGAAGGGGUUUUGGGAGAUGUAUUUAAAUCAUUAGAUUCAGUUGCUAAACAUUUGAAAUUUACCAAAGAGGCCUGGGAGGAUUCAGUAGAAGAAGAAUGCAAAUUUGCAUGUCCUGAUGGAUCAACCCCUAAGAAGAAUAAAUAUUACAAGCCUACAGCUAAUGGAUGUGGUGUUCCGGGAAUUCAGAUAACUGAUGCACAUUUUAUGGCUGUAGGUGAAAUGACUCGGUGUUGCGAUCAGCACGACAUCUGUUACGGGACUUGCAACAAAGACAAAGAUGAGUGUGACUUGUAUUUCAAAAAAUGUCUCUACAAAAUAUGUGAUAACUCAAAAAAGAACAUUCCUGAAACAGCUCUGACAGGAUGUAAGACUGCUGCUAAAGUCUUGUUUUCUGGAACAAUGAUGUUUGGUUGCAAGUUCUACAAGUCAUCGCAGCAAGAAGCUUGCUUUUGCCAGGCGUCUCGCAGGAUACCAGCAGCCGAUGAGUUUUAAAAACCUCAGUUAGGACUAAGUAAAUUAUUUAGGUUUUGGUUCAGUAAACUAAAAAAAAUCACUAAACAAAACAUGACAUAAAUUUGCAUAACAUAAAGUGCCACUAAAAUUAACUGUAACAUAACAAUUAUGAUAUUAAUUUUAGGGUAGCGAGCUGGUCUAGUGGUUAGAGCGCGGGACUUCGGUCCAUGAGGUCCCGCGUUGUAAUCGCACCAAAUCACCAAUGGAUUUUAUCUGAUAAUGCUGCAACCCCUAGGUCUAACCUAAAGUAAUGUGAAAAACAAUCCUGGGCUCGUGCCUAGCGUCUUAGAAAAAACAUAUGGUAUUAAAUUAAUCAUCGAAAAUAACUUUUUAACCUUUUUUAUUUCCAGAAGAAUCGUGCAGCCUCUUGAUUUCUAUUUAUACUUUAAAAAUGGUUUAACAAUAGGUAUACCGAUCUUGAUAAUUCAACAGAAACAGGACCUAUAGGUUGUCGGUUUUACAAAAAUUGCAGAUUGCCUUUAAUGAUUAAUGCCCAUUAUUACUAUUUUAUGGAAAUAAAUUAUACAAUGACAUUAUUUCGUGAUAUUUACAAUAUCCUAAAGGAUAGUAUAGUUUUAGUAGGUUGUUCAACCUAUAGUUGUUAUGUACAUUACUGCAUGUAGACUUGAUUACAAAUAUAAACUCGAUAUAAAAAGCAUGUAGUCAAGAAGAGUUUUUUUUUAUUUUUACUGUACAGUAAAAGCUUUUUCAACUGGCAAAUGUAGAAUUAUCAAGAUCAUACUGUACAUCCAUAUUUUAACGCAACACUUAUGCAAGUAUUGAACAAUUUUAAAGUAAUUGCUGUAAAUAAUGUCUCAAAAAUUAUUUAUCUUUGUUACAAAGUAGAAAAAAACCAAAAUACCUAAUGUUAAGUUUGAUAAUUUUUAGGAUUGUUCUCUAUUGUACCAAAGUUUACGUCUAGUCCCUCUUUCUUGUAAUCCUUAAAACCAAACACCUUGCUUUUAUUUAAUGAAAGUCUUGUAUGGUGUUGAUUGUUUUUUUUUUUUUUUUUUUUUUUUUACUUUAGACAUUUGCUAUGGAUGCCUUCAUCUAAAUCACCUAUGAAAUAAGUAUAAUUUAUCAAUUUAAGAUGCAUAAAAACAUUUUUACGAUCCAUUUAUUUUUCUGAACAUUUGUUUCCUUUGCCAUUUACCAAUGGCAAAAUAAGGUUUUGGGUAUUUGCACCUUACAUUUAGCAUUGUUCAAUGUAUUUAGGUCUUCCCAGUCUAACAUUUUGCAUAUUUUGUAUGUGAUCUUGGUCUUCCAGAGGUACCGGUACUGUAAACCUCUGAUGAACCAAAAUAAAGGGAGUGAGUCCAUUUUGUGUAAUCUAAUUUUUAAUUUAAUCAGUGGUUGGAAUUUAAAAGCUAUUUCAGUUCAAAUAGAUCUUCGACUGUUGUUUUUUACAUUAUGUUAAUUAGGCUACUGUCUCCUUAAAAUUGCUGUAUACAAAAUUAUAUUUCUUAAAAUAAUCGACCACUGUUUUCAGAACUUUAUUUUUUAUCACUGUAUGAGAUCCGCAGUAGUCUGCUCCAUUAAAUUAAUAAUAACCCACGCUACAGCAUACAGUUGAUUUUCCAAUUGAUUAGAAGUUUUCUAUGGUUUCUGCCCAAUGGGGUGCGGUUGAAAGGGGUUUUCUUUAGUUGUAUUUCAAAAUAAGACAGUAGAUAAAAAACGGUAUGUUGAAAUAUUUUAAUUUAUCAUUAAAUAUUUUACCCAGUAAAAACAAAGAGUAUCCCCUGUUAAGAAAGAACAUAUUUUUGACUUUAUACAGGGAUGAUCGUAAAAUUGGUUAGUGAAAACCAAUGUCAUACUAAGUCACAAGAUUACCAUGUACUAUGUACUAUAUAGUAUAUACUAUGUACUAAUACUAAGGUCUCAUUAAAAUGUUUGAUGGUUAAAGGUCAUAGGAUUGUUUUAAUUUUUUUGCUCUUUUUGGGGAUUUUUUAUGGGAGUAAAAGUAAACAAAACUUAUUAUAAUGAUUUUUGUCACAUAGUCUUUGAAUAAUGUUUGUCUCCAACUCACUGAUUUGUUAGGCUAAUAAAAGAUAAUUUUUGUUGAUGUUGGCUGGUCUUUGUGGGAAUUUUUCAUGUGUGAAAUUGUGUUUAUGUUGAUUGUUUAUUUAUUUGGGUGUGCUGGAAUUUUGUUGAUAAGGCUGUAGAGAAAAUAUCAUGGCUUAUUUAGAAGCCGUUAGCCUAUUUGUUACAAUCACUAGACAAAUGAUUGUCAACAAUAAUUGAGUUGAAAAUUAGUACAAAACAUAUAAGAAGCACAAUGCUUUUGUUAAAAAUUCAGUAUGGGAAUAUUUGAAUUUCGGAUAGUUACUGCGGCGGCCGCUAGGUAGACUAUCGCCAGUGUGCGGCCAAGUCAGCUGAGUCAUUGAGAGAGAGUGAGACAAAGAAUCGGCUUAGAGAGUGAUAGAGUAGCAUGUGAUCCUGGCGGCGGCCGUGCAAAGCUCAUUUCAGAAGCAAAAUAUUUUGCUUCUUAAAAUUGUUGUAUUCAUUGGUUAAACCAUAGACAAAUAGAAUAAAUAUAGACUGUCAAAGGAAGGUUCCGGCGCCCACCGCUAGGUUUGCCGUGUAGUUACGGCGCACACCGCUACAGGCGGGGAGCGUAGGAGCCGUAUGCAAUCAGCAGACGCUGCAGCGGUGUGCGCCGUAACUACACGGCAAACCUAGUGGUGGACGCCAAAACUUCUGCUAACCGCAGCACAGCUGACGGUGUAUACUUAUUCUAUUUGUCCAUGGUUAAAUUAUCUAAAACAUGUUAGAUUUUAGUAUUAUGUGGCUUGUAAUUAUAUGUUUGUUUUAAGUUACUUUUUCAGUGAUGUUAAGCUUAUUCAUUGCAUCAACCUGUUAUUUUCCAUUCUCAUGGAAUUUGUACGUUAACGCUUAAAAACUGUUACAAAAAAAAUUAUUUUACUUUUUAUUUUAAGGAAUUACACCAACGGUCUUUAACUAAUUGUUCAGUUGCUUGGAUUGUUACUUUGGUUCAGAGAACUUUGAUUUAUUUUAAUCCAGUUCCAAUAAUGUUAAAUUUAGUUAUAACUUUAACUAAGUUUGUUGUUAAUGCACCAUUUUGUUCAUAGACUCAGUUCAGUGUACAGGUGUAAUUUUGUCCAUAUUGUAGAAUUUUGAAUUUUUAUUUGCAACUAAUUUUUAUAAAUAUUUUUUUUUAUAAAAAAGAAACCAAAAGUUCAAAUUUGUUUGAAAAUACACCCAAGUGCCUGAAAACUAGAUAAGGGAAAACUAUUUGGAGCUGUAAAUGUAUAGAAUUUGUAAAAAAACUUAGCUAAAAAUAUUUAAAUGCAAGGUCAUGUGGAGGGCUGAUAGUGAGAAGGUUGCACUGUUCCUUACUAUUUUUACAGUAAAAAAAAAAUAAUUUAGAAACUGUAUCUAGUUAGGUAUUACAAAAAAAUGUUAUACAUUCAAUUUAGUUACAUUUGUGUGUCAUCAAGAACUAUUUGUACGUGUAAGUAAAUUGGGUAAUUGGUUGAUUUAAAACAUUAACAUAUUUAAAAUUCACAAGUGACAAAAGUGGAUUUUUUCAGAAAACACAAAAAAACGUUCUGUGCCAAUGGCGACACAGCCAGUUUCCGAGCAUUCAAUUGCUUGUAAGUGUUGCCAAUGCCAACCUAUGCAUUUUUAAAAACAAAAUAUUCCACACAGUAGAGAAUUUUAUUUGCAUUGUUGUUCUUUAAAAAUCUCAAUUUCAUAAAAUAUGUUUGCAACAUUGUUUGGUAUUCAAUAAUGUAGUUAGUGAUAUCCAUUACCAUAGUUAGUGGCACCAGUGAUAUCAUUACAAAAACUAAGGAGAAGAGGUGCAACUUUUACUAUCUCUUCUCAACUCACCUUCUGUGAUUUAUCAACUUAAAUUUGAAAUAAGUUAGAUAAAACUUGUAUCUUUGAAAACAUCGAUUAGAAUAAUUUAUGUAAAAAGUCUGUGAUAAUAACUUAUAAUAAAUAUGUGAUUAGUAA
Molecule: messenger RNA, 4781 nt
Organism: Macrosteles quadrilineatus (aster leafhopper)
Lineage: Eukaryota; Metazoa; Arthropoda; Insecta; Hemiptera; Cicadellidae
Gene: GXIVsPLA2
Product: group XIIA secretory phospholipase A2
Exons: 4
Coding region: 180-782 (200 amino acids)
Biological process (GO): lipid catabolic process; phospholipid metabolic process; arachidonate secretion
Cellular component (GO): extracellular region
Molecular function (GO): A2-type glycerophospholipase activity; calcium ion binding
Source: RefSeq, a predicted model, not a curated record